Molecule: messenger RNA, 1062 nt
Organism: Ophidiomyces ophidiicola
Lineage: Eukaryota; Fungi; Ascomycota; Eurotiomycetes; Onygenales; Onygenaceae
Exons: 3
Coding region: 1-1062 (353 amino acids)
Cellular component (GO): mitochondrial large ribosomal subunit
Molecular function (GO): structural constituent of ribosome
Source: RefSeq, a predicted model, not a curated record
AUGUCGGCUGGAUCUAAUGGCGUUCGCCGUAUAGCGAAGUUACUAUCAUCGAAAUCGACACUUGAUAGAGCAGUUUGUAGAAGCUGUCAAGAGAAUCUCAAUCGCCGGAGAUAUUCCUCUGUUGUAACUACUACCUCUUCACCUAUAGAUUUGCCCUCCGACCUACCGCCCCCUCCGUCCUCCCCGGCCACAGGACCGACAACCGCUACAUCAACGUCUCAAUUUCCGUAUACCAUCAAAGCAGGCGUACUUCUUUCACGCACUCCUCAAAUUACCCGAGACUUAACGCCCUUUGAGAAAUCAUUUUACUUCUAUCAGCGUCGUCUUAACGAGCGCCUGGCACUUCCCUUCACUCGAUAUUUCUACUUUAAACGAGGCACUCCAGCCGACGUUGAAUGGAAGCGUAGAUAUAAGGACCGACAAACCGCAGCAAGAGAUAUUGGCAAUUAUAAUGCCUAUUCUAAAGAUGCGUGGAAUGACGAGUUACUUGUCGGGGCUGUCGAAUCGGAGCCUGAACAUCAGGUAGAAGCACUACUGGCAGACGCUGAAGGGUUCGUUACCUCAGAAUCGGGCGACGCGGGAAGCAAAAAAGAAGAAAUGGCGAAGCCUUUAUCGAGAUACUCUAAAGCAGACGAAAGUGGUGACCAAAAAAGCUUGGAUCGCCUAUUGAAAAGGACAUUAUACCUCCUCGUUCAGGCAAAAGAAGGAUACUGGAAGCUUCCUAGCGUGACAAUAGAUGGAAAGGAAAGCUUACGAAUGGCUGCCGAAAGAGGUAUUUCUCAGUCUGUAGGCCCAAACUUGAACACCUGGAUGGUUGGUUACCACCCGGUUGGCCAUUAUGUAUUCAACAAUCGCAAACCAAAGCAAGACCCCGAGUCUGGCAACCAGCUUCUUGGAGAAAAGACAUUUUUCAUGAAAGGCCGCAUCAUGGCGGGCCAAGCUGACUUGUCAGCCAAUACCGAAGGAAUUGUGGAUUUCAAAUGGCUCGCUAAAGAGGAGAUCGAAAAGCACGUGAAUUCGCAAUACUGGAGCUCUAUUAAAAAUAUGCUAGCAGAGCGAUAA